Molecule: messenger RNA, 8038 nt
Organism: Cheilinus undulatus (humphead wrasse)
Lineage: Eukaryota; Metazoa; Chordata; Actinopteri; Labriformes; Labridae
Gene: tmem115
Product: transmembrane protein 115
Exons: 3
Coding region: 936-2099 (387 amino acids)
Biological process (GO): retrograde vesicle-mediated transport, Golgi to endoplasmic reticulum
Cellular component (GO): membrane; Golgi apparatus
Source: RefSeq, a predicted model, not a curated record
GCGCAGGUCAGUUGCUGAGUGGUGUUAUAGGGAGGAGGAGUACCUAUCAAGAUAUCAUAAUUUCUCCCGGCGACUUGCUCUGAAAAGACUGAAGAAUAUUAAAAUAAACGAAUGAAGCCAAGGUAGUAUGAAAAACCCGUGAAUUUUACGCCAGUUUGCGGCAUUUAGGAGCAUUAAUAACAUUGUUUUGGAGGCCUGUUGCUAGCUACGGGAAAUCCUCGGACUGGUUAGCCCGGUAGAUACCGGGCCGAGAGAGCACAGAGAACCAAGACGGGAGCUACGUAGACUGCUUUGACAGAUUAAUUUUUACGGUUACUGGCUGUGCAAUAUUAUAACAAAGCGAAGGCGAAACCUUUUGUAUUUCUCCGUUGCGGACAUAAAUCAACUUAACACAAGACGUUUUCAUUUUGACAGCUAGCUAACAUUAGCUGUCCUGUGUUUACAAGCUAACUUAGGCGAGAUCAUCUGAAAAAAGUUGACUCCAAGUUUUAUUAUUGGCAGUCAGGAUAUGCAUGUUUAGCUUCUAUCAUCUGCAUGCUACCUGGCAGUAAAUUGUGAGUUUGUUCCUUUUGUGUCUGUUGACUGAAGGUCGCUAGCUAGGCAGCAAGAACACAAGGUUUCCUAGCUAAGGUUAUCACAUCCUUAUGUUUGUCUACGACAAUCAUAAGGUUGCUACUUUGUUGAGCAGAAAAAAGGCAUUGCUGACUUGAUUACCAAAGUUAUAUUUCAUCCAUUGAAAGCCAGUAAUCUUGAUGAAGGCCCACAGAGAUGAGUGGAUUUUGACACCGUCGGGGCACUCAGGUGUCACCUGCGCUGCUUGGUAUUAUUAAUCUUACUCCCAUAUCCAACAUCUGCUGCAGCAGAAGUAACAGACCUACUCUAUUACUCUCUUGGGCUGGUUUGCUCAAGAAAGACCCCCUUCACAGCAGACCAAAAUGAAUCGUUACCUGCCGGUGGCCAGACAGCACUUCCUGGCUGCCCUUGCCAGCACCAGUGUGGUGGUAAAAACUAUAAGUGCUGUUGUGGUCGUUCUCUAUCUGUUGUCAUGGGCUGUUGACACUCCAUAUGCAUUGGGGGUGACCCCAGGAUACCUAUUUCCUCCUAACUUCUGGGUGUGGACACUGGUGACCCAUGGGGUGAUUGAGCAGCAUGUCUGGGGUGUGGCUGCCAAUGUUGGGACAGUUAUGGCAUGUGGACGUCUGCUGGAGCCUCUGUGGGGCGCCCUGGAGCUCCUGAUCUUUUUCGCAGUGGUCAAUGUCUCGGCAGGCCUCCUGGCAGGUCUCUCCUACCUCCUCACCUAUGUUGCCACCUUUGACCUGGACUUCUUGUUUGCUGUUCGAAUACAUGGAGCAGCUGGGUUCCUGGGAGGUGUCCUUGUGGCGCUGAAGCAGACUAUGGGGGAUACCACAGUGCUCAGAGUGCCACAGGUGAGACUCAAAGCAGCACCAGCUUUGGUCCUUCUCCUCCUGGCCUUACUACGUCUGUCUGGGCUGCUCGAGAGCUCGGCCCCCCUGGCUUCAUACAGCUAUGGCGCUCUGUCUGGCUGGGUCUAUCUACGAUUCUACCAAAGGCACAGCCGAGGUCGUGGAGACAUGUCAGACCACUUCGCCUUUGCUAGUUUCUUCCCAGAGGCACUGCAGCCGGCCGUAGGACUUCUGGCUGGACUGGUCCACUCGGCUCUGGUGAAAAUCAAGAUUUGCAGGAAGAUGGUGAAGAGGUACGAUGUGGGGGCGCCCUCUUCCAUCACUAUCAGCCUGCCAGGGACAGACCCACAAGAUGCAGAGAGGAGGAGACAACUGGCUCUCAAAGCUCUGAACGAGCGUCUGAAGCGAGUAGAGGACCAAUCUGCCUGGCCCAGUAUGGACGAUGAAGAAGACGAUGAUGAGGACGAGGUCCGAACGGACACACAGCCACUCCUCCCAGGUGGGCGUGACCCCUCCAGCUCCAUGCCGAGACCAUCAGGAGGGCCUGCCGGGCUCUCCCUCUCCUCCACGUCUUCAUCCUCAAUGUCACAGAGUGGCGGAGGAGCCUCUUCAGGUGCAGCACCGCACCCAGAGUCCAGCAUAAUCAGCUUUGAGGAUGCACCUUCUAGAUCGUAACAACAGAACCCAAAUGUACAGAUACACUCACCGUGCUCUGUGUUAUAGACAGGCACACUGACAUAAGCAGCUCCCUGUCUAGUAUACAAAUAGAUCCAGUGACAGUGGUUAGGCACACCAAACACAGACACACAAAACAUCCUCAAGCAGUUCAUAAACAAACCCUCUGUCAAGUAAUCGUAAGCACCGUGGGGUCUUACUGUACAGUGCUUUCAGUUCAGACAUGUUGGCUGUAAAUGCUCAGUGAGCAAACUGGACACUUAAUUCUUCUCUCUUCCUGUUAUCAAACCGAACAUCUACAAAAAUUCUGUCUUGUCUGAACUUAAUCCCAUCUUGCAGGGCUCUGCCCUGUGUGUCUCUUUCUCUUGCUUUCUAAAUAAAUAACAAAAUGGGUGUUCUAUAUUCUUUUUGUUACUCUUUAUGGAGCAGCCUUAAUUGUUCUCUGAUUGCCUGCCUGGAGAAAGCCGUCUGUGACAGAGACUGUUUUUGAUACUAGAUGAAAGGCAGACACUACACGCACUGUUUUGAAUAGCUUUCGUCGCAUUGGUUUUACAUACGUUACCAAGUGUGACACAGGAAGUAUGAAGAGUAAGCGCUCAGCACCGACUGCUGGAUCAGAGGAGAGAAGCUGCUGCAGGCCUGUCCUGCUGAUGAACUUUGAUACAAAUUUUCAGGCUCUGAAGAGAUGCCAGGUGAAGAGAAUUUUCUGGAAUUGGUUCAUUUGGCGCCUGGUGUCCCUUGAACAACAGGCAGAGAACAAGACUAUGACCCAUUUUUUUAUUUUUGGUUCAAACAAAGAUAUUCCUCUUUUUCUGGUUCGGUUAAAACAUCUGUACAAUAUCUAAAAGUCAAACACAUGGUUUCUGUGCACUAUCAAGGCGCGUUAAUGGCGUUAAACAUACAACUGUGGACAGUGAUUAUGAUUCUUUUGUUUUUGACUUAUGAGCUGAGUAUAUUUUGAGGUUAUCUACUCAUGGUGCAUCAUCCUGUCCCCUUCUACACUUUCUCCAUGUAGAAUCUGAAAGAGCAUAAGAAUCAGCAGUAGUCUUUCAGUUUUUGGGUGCAUUUGAUGCAGUUAGUGUUGUGAUCCCCAUCUGUCGUGGUUGUAAUGGUCGUUUGUGCCAUGAAAUAUGCAGAGGAGUGAUCAAGUACAAGUGAAGGGCAGUAAGUGCAUACUGAGAAUUAUAGACUGUCUGGGCUGUCUAGUAUUUAAUAUCAAAUGCUGCGGUUUCAGAGUUUGCAUCCAUGCAUUGUCAAACUCCCAUGUGUUGCUCUUUAGACACUGAUUCAUGAGGAUAAAUGAUUUAAGGAUGUCUGCACUGAUCUGUACUCUGCCUGCACAGUUCUCCUUUUACAAUUGUUACAAAUUCAUCUUAAAAUCUAAAAGAAAGCAAAGCCUGUGAUGAAUAAUUUCCUAGGGAGGAUGAUGGGCAGCUAAAUUACUUAGUCUACAAUGCCUCAUAAAUUCCUUUUGGACCAAAAGGUCAGUGAUUCAUUCAUUUUGUCAACAGUCAUCUCUGUAGACAUCUUUCACUAUUAUGUUAAUGAUCACUUCUUUCCCAUCUGUCUUUGUCCAUUAACAUCAGAUGGAGCAAACAAACUAUUUCAGAUGAUGUAUGACCGUGUUGACAGUCUGUUAAGUUGUUUUUAAACUUGUAAACUUAUGAUCACAAGUUUUAAAUUUUUCUGGAUUCAAGAAGUUUCCAAGUGGUUAUAAAAAUACACCAUGCACUCCUGCAGCAGAGUUUAAAAGGAUAAAAAAACAUACAUGAUGGUUUUUGCUCAUUAUCUCUGCAGGGUUCUUCAAAAAUAUUGGUUAGUAUAUUUUGUAAACGGCAAAACCUUUUGGAAGACGAGUAGCAUGGAAGUUUUCGUAGUUUUUACAUCAACUACCACAUUUUUGUUUAGUGCAGAAAUAUUCUUGUGUUGCUCUUGCUUAAUGAUGCACAAACUAAGUAAGCAUGCAUAUAAGCAGAAGAAAAUAAUUAAGCAAGAUUUAACACCAGGUUCAGCAGCUUAUUUGGGACCUGCACUGAUCUCAAAGAUUAACCAGCUGGAAAACAAACCCACUCUUCUUGUGUCUUGAAGUAGUGUCUUGUCAUAUUUUCUUUUAAAAAAAGGAUUGGAUUUGAUUCAAACUUAAGUUAAAGUACUUUAAUGUUAAUCAGAAACUUUUUGAAAUCCCUUGACUGGUGUGUAGAGGGCUGUAUUUAUAAGGCUGGUAGAGGGAUAUGGUGGAAUUUAUCAAAAGGAAAGAAUGAUAAACAUGCAGAGUUAUGUAAGAGUGAUUAUUGGGCUUCUCUGUGGAAACCUUCAGCCCACAGGCUUACUUUUAGUGUUUCAGCUGGAACUGUGCUGAUGCCUCCAAACAGUUUCUUUUGUGCAGACCAAAUGUAGUUCUGUGUGUCUUUAUAUGUGAAGCAGAAUAUGAAAAAAUGAACAGGAGCCCUGAAUGGUGUUCUGCCUGUCCCCACUUUAGCAAUGUGCUCUCUUAGAAACACUUUAACCCCGUCGAUGACCUCUGAAAGGUUGCUGCUUCACCUGAUGUGCAUGGGAAGUGAUAAGCCAUAUCUGAGUAAUGAAAUUCUGUGUUCAUCAUUUCUCUUUUUCUUCUUCUCAUUUCAGUGUUCUUCAUUUUGAUAAUGUCUGGGUGUUGAUGGGGGGGGGCUAUUCUUUAACUAAUAAACAACAAAGGAACAGGAGACGAUGUAUUUUAGAAAGCUACAGUCAGCAUCUGAACUAUCAAACUGCAACAAAAAGUACUCAACAUAAAUGUCAAAGCAACCUGUAGACAGAUAAAUAACUGGCAUAUAGCAGCACAGUGUGUUACAGUUAGAUAUUUAAAGUUCAUCUGGAAGAAGCAAGAUGGUUUCUUUUUGCAUAGCUCAGCUUACAUCACACAAUAAAAAUCAGCAAUGCAGUAAAACACAUUUUACAUGGGCACCCAUAACAUAACUGAAGUUGUGUAAGCUAUUGAAGUUGUGUAAUUUGUUCAGUAUAAAGGCUUAGGAAUACUGUAGUUGGCAGUCUGAUGUUUCAAAUUGAUCCUUGCAGGUGUGAUCUUUAGCCAAACUUCCAUUUCAUCCCUGUUCUCUUUGUUUAGUUUUCUGUGUUCCUAUUUUAUGGUUCUUAACAUCCAACAGAAUCUGUCUGAAUAAUGCCAAUUUACACAUGGAGUCAGACAAGAAAAGCUACAGCGCUGAAUGAUCCCAGUGCUUUAUAGUGGCCAAAUCCCUGUAGUGGGUGAAAGAAAUGCUUUCAUGAAAAUUAGACUACAAACUUUGUUCAGAGGGGUUCUUUCUACUUUGUCAGGCAACACAUUACCCUCAUCUCUAUUGCUUCUGGCUAACACCAGCCUCUAUAACUUAACAGAUGAAUUUUUUCUGCCCUCAGAGGAUUUGUGGUAUUCUGAUGAGCAUCUCUGUUUUAUCAUCCUGCUCACAAAGGUUGACAUUAAAACAGUAAUUUUUAAAAACUAUUUUUAAUAGUUUGACUCUUUUUUUCCAUAUCUGUCCCCAGUUUUGCACCAACAGACCUUGUUAUCUAAACAGUCUCUUUCUCUCUGUAUACUGUGGCUGCUGCACAGACUUCUCUGUUUUAGUUUUCAGAUAUAUUUCUUUAUCUCAAAAUGAAAUAAAAGAGGAUUGUAUGAAAUGAACUUGAGAGUUUCACUGUUUGAUUCUUCUGUUUCUGUGGUAUUUUGUGACCCGUAGAUAACAAAAUAAGAAAACCUUUGACUUUUCUCUAUUGAAGGAGUUAGAAAUUGGUGGGUAUGUCUGGUAAACCCAAAACUGUUUUAUAAUGGUAGUUGAUGAAGAUUAAGAUGUCUUUAACUCAUGAAACAGUACUAUUUAUUUUUUUAUGUAAAUGCAAUAUAAUUCUGUAUUUUUACACCCAUUGUUGAUUUGUUUUCUGUCUUGCUUUAGAAAAGUGCUUCUCAACUGGUCUAGCCUCAGAGUUACAAGCUUCAGCAGCUGGGAUGACAGAGACUCUGCAUACAACUGUUACCACAUUCUUCACCAGUCAGAGCUUUAAGGGAGAAUCACUGUUGAAGAAAACUCACAUCAAAUCUCCACUAGAGUUCACCUAAUUUACAUGACAUUAAUUUGUAGACUUUUCACUUUUAAAUUAAGUUUUUUGUUUUUCAAAAAAGCCAAUUGAAUAAUGAAUGAAUGAUGAAAUGAUUUAUAAAGAAAUUAAAGGGUAAAUCCUCCAAUGGGAUGAAUACUUUAAUAGGUAUUGUAUUUAGGGAUUCCAUGGCCAUAAAAUAGUCAAAAACUGACUUUUCUUUCAUAUGGCCACAAUGUCAGUAAUAAUGGUUAUAAUAUGGGUAGAACUUGUAGUGAUAACCAUUUAUGAUUACAGCGUGAACUUUUUAAUUUUUACCAUUACCAGGCAUCAAUUAUCAUUGUUCAUUAUCAGUGGAGCCAGUUGGUAAAUAAAACUCUUGCCAAGGCUGGUCAGAAAAAGAGCAAAAAAAUAUUUUUCCACAAAAAAAUGUUAUUGUGGUUCUUUUCUUUUCUUUUCUUUUAAUAAAGAAAUGUCCAGUUGUACAAAAAUCACUCUCCUGCUUCCAACUGGUCCAGAACACAGCAGCUAGGCUUUUAUCUGGUUUAAACAGACGGCAUCACAUCACCCUGAUCCUCUAUCCUCUGGCUCACUUUUAGAAUUGAUUUUAAGAUUUUACGAUCACUUUUAUUUCAUGUAUUAUAUUUCUGAGAUGCUGACCCCUUAUGAGCCAUCAUCAGUCUUAGACCCUUGACGGGGGCUUCCUGUUGUUCCAAAGUCAAGACUCAUGCAUUUGCUGUCAGGGCCCCUUGGCUUUGGAACGACCUACCUGAGGAGGUAAGGCUUGCAGAUUUAAAAGCAUCUUUCAAAUCGCUCCUUUAAACCCACUUUUACAGACUUGCUUUAUGUGAGGUCUGCUUUAACUAAUCAUUUUAUCACCCUUUUAUACAUUCUGCUGCUCUUAUUCUAUUCUACUGUUAUUUUGUCUUAUCCUGUUGCUGUCUUCACACCCUUUGUUUUUAUUCACUUACUUGUUCUAUUUCUUUGUAUCUGUUUUUAUCCUCUAAUGUUUGUUUUAUCUCUAAUGAUGUGAUGUCGUCUUCUUGUUUUUCCUUAUCAUAUUGUCAGUUUGUUGAUAUUUUCAUCAUUUACUAUUUUAACUGCCUUUAAAGAUUGUGUCAUUUUCAUUCCUUUCAAUAGUGUUAAUAUUUGUAGACUUAUAUGCUUCCGCUUGUUUUAACGUUUUGACUUUCAAGACUUUGUAUGAUUUGAUUUAUGUCUAUUGUAUUCAUCCCUGAGUUCAUGCCUUUGUUAUGUCUGUUAAAGAACUUUGUAAACAUCUGUUUUUAAAGGUUCUAUAUAAAUGAAGGUAAUUUUAUUAUUUUUAUAGUUCUGAUAAAACUGCUGCUAUAGAUGCAUCUGCACUAAUCUCUUCACUGGUCUCUUAUAGUCACUUCCCCUAAAGCACACCUGUUGCUAUCGCCUCCUUCUCCUCAAAUGACACUGAUCCAGUCACUCUCUGAGUGGGCUGAGCACUUCAGUUUGAAAGUCUGCGAGUCUGAUAACACAAGUGGAGUCUGGCCAAUCCAUCUGCUUUGUGAGGUUAAAUCCACAACUCACUAACAAUGGCUUUGUGAUCCACUUCUUAGACCCAACCUACCAGUUAAGAACCAAGGCUGGUGAGCUGGGACCUUAAACUGGGUUGCUGACCUGUUUUUAGCAGGUUGAAAAUGUGUGCCUGAAAAAAAUUAAAUGAAAGGUAUGUAAUAUACAGAAGUCCCAAGUGGAUAUACAUUCAUAUUUUUUAUUUUAAUCAAGGAAAUUUUGGUUGUUAUUUAUCUCCUGUUAUUGGGAUAACCAUGUUGUUUCACCUGUGAUAAUGUGUUAUUAAACAUUUGUUUAUUGACAUUAAAAUUUUGUGCAAAAUUAAA